This is a messenger RNA of Puma concolor (puma), 996 nucleotides long. RefSeq names its product small nuclear ribonucleoprotein polypeptide C (gene SNRPC). Gene Ontology annotation, molecular function: zinc ion binding; pre-mRNA 5'-splice site binding. The record is from RefSeq and is a predicted model, not a curated record. Gene Ontology annotation, cellular component: nucleus; U1 snRNP. Gene Ontology annotation, biological process: spliceosomal snRNP assembly; mRNA 5'-splice site recognition; mRNA splicing, via spliceosome. NCBI's taxonomy places the organism in Eukaryota, Metazoa, Chordata, Mammalia, Carnivora, Felidae.
AUGAAGCCAAUGUGCAAAGAGAAGCAGUCAAGCAGAGAUGAGAUGAGAGAUGGGGAGAAAGAGACCAAGCCUCCCUUAGAUGGUGCCCAGCAACUCAGCCUAGAAGGCAACCAGCACAGGAAUCCAAGAUUCCCAGCCUUUGAGGCCCCACCACCACACCACCAUACUGAAAAGGGUGAGGGAAGGGUGAGGAAUGAAUUUGAAGCGGGUAAGGCGGUCGCAGCGCAGCGCGGCGGCGGAUUGGACGACUGGGUAGGGUUCCUGGAGUCGCGUUUGACUCAUCGGUUCCGCGGCGUCGGCGCUUGUUGUGUGCGUCACUUCCGGGUGGCGCGGGACGGAGUGGCCAACGGUCUGCAAAGCAACAUGCCUAAGUUUUAUUGUGACUACUGCGACACAUACCUCACCCAUGACUCUCCAUCUGUGAGAAAGACACACUGCAGUGGUAGGAAACACAAAGAGAAUGUGAAAGACUACUAUCAGAAAUGGAUGGAAGAGCAAGCCCAGAGCCUGAUCGACAAAACAACUGCUGCAUUUCAGCAAGGAAAGAUUCCUCCUACUCCAUUCUCUGCUCCUCCUCCUGCAGGGGCGAUGAUUCCACCUCCCCCUAGUCUCCCGGGCCCUCCUCGCCCUGGUAUGAUGCCAGCACCCCAUAUGGGGGGCCCUCCCAUGAUGCCAAUGAUGGGCCCUCCUCCUCCUGGGAUGAUGCCAGUGGGACCUGCUCCUGGAAUGAGGCCGCCUAUGGGAGGCCACAUGCCAAUGAUGCCUGGGCCCCCAAUGAUGAGACCUCCCGCCCGUCCCAUGAUGGUACCCACUCGGCCAGGAAUGACUCGACCAGACAGAUAAGGAGAGACAGGAACCUCUUUAUAUCCAUUUUAUAUUACUUGUUCUUCACCAGGAGAUCAUGGUGCUGUGACUCUGGGUGUUUUCUAACAGCAUGACAAGGAAGACUUGCUCCCCCUUCCUAUCAAACAGAGAAUAGUUUUUGCAAGGGAGUAG